AUGGAGCUAAAUAGGAUUCCUGUUCACGGGGAGACAGAAUUAAACCGGCACCGCGCGUCCGCCGCUAGAACGGGUGCAUCGGAGUGCGGAGCGAAAGCGUCAGAUUGGGCGGGCGGCGGUCCGGAGGCUGCGAAACCGCCCCGUGGGCCCAGUGGCUCUCCGAACGCCGAGCUGAGCGCACGCCGCGCCGCGCUACGUUUCAAGCACCCGCCGGUACGCGUUACACUUACAAGCGCACGCAUGCAACCCAACACCUCACCCCCCAAUCGUGCCCCCCUCGCCCCGCUAUCCAACCCUUCCCCCCUCCCCCCCAAACCGACCACCAUAGCGCGACCUCAAGGUGGAUAC
Iphiclides podalirius (scarce swallowtail) is the source of this 348-nucleotide messenger RNA. The record is from the annotation of a GenBank genome assembly. NCBI's taxonomy places the organism in Eukaryota, Metazoa, Arthropoda, Insecta, Lepidoptera, Papilionidae.